Meloidogyne enterolobii is the source of this 564-nucleotide messenger RNA. The record is from the annotation of a GenBank genome assembly. NCBI's taxonomy places the organism in Eukaryota, Metazoa, Nematoda, Chromadorea, Rhabditida, Meloidogynidae.
GUCUGAUAUGAAGUUUUGAGGUAAAAACGAGUUGAUGGAUAUCUCUAGUCUGAUAAUCAUAUUUUAAUCUUGUAUCAAUAAAAUAACCAAAUAAUAGUACAUAAAUAAUUCUUAUCACAAUUCAUAUCUUUUUAUCCCUAUAAUUAUUAUCACUUAUCACCCACCCAAUAAAUCUUCAAAUAAAUUAUUAAAUAUUAAAGCGGAUUAUUCAAUGAUCGUUGGUGGUUCAUCCCUAUUAGAAACGGCAACAUCAGAUUCCGAUUUGGAUAUUAUAUUUUUACUUCCAAAUCGUUGUCUUAUUCCAAAUGUUGUCAAAGAAUGUAAUGAAUGCAAAUCUAAUUUAAAUUCUGGGCGUUUUUGCCAAGAACAUGAUUUUAUAUUUGGCGAUGGAGAGGAUACGUUUAAUUCAACAAUGAAGAAACUUGAGAAUGAUAUGGAGGAUUUAAAGGUUUUGAAUAAAAAUUUUGUUUAUUGUUAGUAAUGGCAAGAAUGAAACGAAAGGACACAGACUUCUCACAAUUAUUUUUCAUCUGAACCCCACCCCAAAAAAUGAUGACCCAUUCC